AUGAGAACUCUCAACAUGGAAGACGGAUGGACGGAAGUGAGGCGGCGUAAAACAGUGGCGACGUCCAACGGAAACACGACAGAGGUAACCACUUUCUUCAUCACUAACAUACCGAACGACACAACAAAAGCAGAAUUCGGGAAAAUCUUUUCUCAAAUGGGAAGAUUAUCAGAUAUCUGUUUUGGGAGUAAUAAACGGAAGAACGGGAAAAAUUAUGGCUUCAUACGGAACAACAAACUUGAGAUUAACGUUGCAAGGCAUGGCCGGAAAACACGUCCACUAUCUCCCGAUAAAAUCAACAAGAAUUCUAGAAUUGUCGCCCCCCCAGGACAAAACACCAAUAUCAAUGGAGGUGGACUUACCUAUCACAAAACCUAUGCUCAGAUGCUGACAUGGAUCGAUGGCUCACAAAAUCCACCCUCAUCGGCGAAGCUAAAUAUUUGGAUCACCUUAGUCACAUGCCAACUCUCAUAUCCAUCCACAGCGAACGCCGCCCUUCAGUCAAAUACCUUAGAGGGAUGCUUGCAUUAA
This is a messenger RNA of Lactuca saligna, 531 nucleotides long. NCBI's taxonomy places the organism in Eukaryota, Viridiplantae, Streptophyta, Magnoliopsida, Asterales, Asteraceae. The record is from the annotation of a GenBank genome assembly.